This is a messenger RNA of Carlito syrichta (Philippine tarsier), 1314 nucleotides long. RefSeq names its product replication protein A2 (gene RPA2). NCBI's taxonomy places the organism in Eukaryota, Metazoa, Chordata, Mammalia, Primates, Tarsiidae. The coding region runs from base 166 to 690 and encodes 174 amino acids. Gene Ontology annotation, cellular component: site of double-strand break; chromosome, telomeric region; DNA replication factor A complex. The transcript is spliced from 7 exons. Gene Ontology annotation, biological process: nucleotide-excision repair; DNA replication; double-strand break repair via homologous recombination. The record is from RefSeq and is a predicted model, not a curated record.
CGAGCCCAGCACAUUGUACCCUGUACCAUAUCUCAGCUGCUUUCUGCCACUCUGGUUGAUGAAGUGUUCAGAAUUGGGAAUGUUGAGAUUUCACAGGUCACUAUUGUGGGGAUAAUCAGACAUACAGAGAAGGCUCCAACCAACAUUGUUUACAAAAUAGAUGACAUGACAACUGCACCCAUGGAUGUUCGCCAGUGGGUUGACACAGAUGACGCCAGUGGUGAAAACACUGUGGUUCCUCCAGAAACAUAUGUGAAAGUGGCAGGUCACCUGAGAUCCUUUCAGAACAAAAAGAGCCUGGUGGCCUUUAAGAUCAUGCCCCUGGAGGAUAUGAAUGAGUUCACCACACAUAUGCUGGAAGUAGUCAAUGCACACAUGGUACUGAACAAGUCUAACAGCCAGCCCUCAGCAGGAAGAGCACCUGUCAACAACCUAGGAAUGAGCGAAGCAGGGAGCUUCAGUGGCAAUAGCUUCAUACCUGCAAAUGGCCUCACUGUAGCCCAGAACCAGGUACUGAAUUUGAUUAAGGCUUGCCCAAGACCUGAAGGAUUAAACUUUCAGGAUCUCAGGAACCAGCUCAAACACAUGACGGUCCCCUCCAUCAAGCAAGCUGUGGAUUUUCUGAGCAACGAGGGGCACAUCUAUUCUACUGUGGAUGAUGAUCAUUUUAAAUCCACAGAUGCAGAAUAACUGGAUCUAAUUGGGUACCUGAGAUAUUUUUCAUCUGGACCUGGCUUCACAAUCUUGAUGUCCCCAGCUGUGCAGAUGUUUGGCCAGGUGACUUCUAGGAAGUAGAUUUCAUCUAUGAAACGUCUCAACUGACGUCCUUUUGACAUUUACUGCUCUUCUGCGUUUGUUUUUGGGGUUUUUUUGAAGUUCAAAGGGUGAUAAACAAUUCACAGGGAUGUAAGCAGGGCAGAAUUUCUUGGAGAAGUUACAAAUAAGCUAGUUACAACAUCAGGAUGGAUGGGAUUGGAAGAGAGAUGCUACCAAGAGAGUGUGCUUGGAGCUUCUAUUCCUGAAAUGUUUCCUGCGGCGAGAUGAGCAAGGCCCGUGCCUGUGGGCAGAGUGCUUGCCAAGAACCGCUGGCCUCUGCCCAUGCCAUUCCCACUUGGUCAUGUGGCAUUUACUUUAGAAUUGCACUUUCCUUCACCUGUUUGUCAUGACUGCUGCUUGUCAUGACAGCGUGUUUAUAUGAACGUGAGGUUCUGGAUGGUGGCCUCCGGGGGCAGAGGAAAGGAGGAGGUGUUACUUGAUUUUGUACAAAGUAAGUAUGUUCAUGUUUAAUAAAACAAUUCCAUAGUAGCAACUUGU